AAACGAUUCUCACUUCGCGGGAUCGCUGAUGACUCUCUUCAGACGUCUGCAGACGCCUUGGCCCUUGCCUCGAACAGUGGACAGGUGUAUGAUCAUAAGAUUACGGAUCGAGACUUUUCGAUUGAAAUUAAAUCGCGCGGACGUUUCUAUUUCGUAUUAUGGAGCCGUAUGACGUAAUUGUUAACCAGCCGGUGGUUAUCGAUAACGGAUCUGGUGUGAUCAAGGCGGGGUUUGCGGGCGACCAGAUACCAAAAUGCAGAUUUCCAAAUUAUAUUGGGAGGCCAAAACAUGUACGUGUUAUGGCUGGUGCUUUAGAGGGAGAUCUGUUUGUGGGUCCAAUAGCAGAGGAGCAUCGUGGCCUUUUAUCCCUUCGGUAUCCAAUGGAACAUGGCAUAGUCACAGAUUGGAAUGAUAUGGAACGCAUUUGGUCUUAUGUUUAUAGUAAAGAUCAGUUAGCAACAUUUAGCGAGGAGCAUCCUGUCUUACUUACAGAAGCACCUUUGAAUCCAAGAAAAAAUCGUGAAAAGGCAGCUGAAAUAUUUUUUGAAACGUUUAAUGUUCCAGCUUUAUUUGUUUCUAUGCAAGCUGUACUUAGUUUAUAUGCAACAGGUAGAACUACAGGAGUGGUUUUAGAUGCUGGUGAUGGUGUUACACAUGCUGUACCUAUUUAUGAAGGUUUUGCUAUGCCUCAUAGUAUAAUGCGAGUUGAUAUAGCAGGACGUGAUGUUACGAGGCAUCUUAGAUUACUUUUACGCAAGGAAGGUAUUAAUUUCAAGACUACAGCGGAAUUUGAAAUUGUCAGAAUAAUUAAAGAGCGAGCAUGUUAUCUUGCUAGCAAUCCACAAAAGGAAGAAACAAUAGAAACAGAGAAAUUUCAAUAUAUAUUACCUGAUGGCAGUCAUUUAGAGAUUGGUCCGGCACGAUUUAGAGCUCCUGAAGUGUUGUUUAGACCAGACUUAAUAGGUGAAGAAUGUGAAGGUCUUCAUGAAGUAUUAACAUACUCCAUCCAAAAGUCUGAUUUGGAUUUGAGGAAAGUUUUAUUCCAAAAUAUUGUACUUUCGGGAGGAUCAACAUUAUUCCGCGGUUUUGGUGAUCGAUUAUUGUCAGAGAUUCGUAGGAUGUCACCAAAAGAUAUUAAAAUAAGGAUAUCUGCGCCUCAAGAACGAUUGUAUAGUACUUGGAUUGGUGGAUCCAUUUUGGCUUCUUUAGACACUUUUAAAAAAAUGUGGGUGAGUAAAAGAGAAUUUGAUGAAGAUGGUAUACGGGCUAUUCAUCGUAAGACAUUUUGAAUUUAAUUUAGAGAAUUUUUCGAGAGUGUUAUAUAUCGCGAAUAAUUUUAUUAUAUCACAAUACGAAAUAAUGGCACACUCGACACAAUAACAAAAUAUAUGCGGUAAAUAUAUUAAUUAUUUAUUUAUAGAUAAUUGCACGCGCGCGCCCGUAUAAUUUCUACAUCAUAUUUCAAGGGAUUAUUCUUUCUGCAUUUCUAAUAUAUAUUUUUAAGAUCUCUGAAACUUUAUUGUUGUUAUUUGAGUUAUGCCAUAUGAACCCAUGUCAUAUUGAAUUAUGGUGUCAGAAAUCAUAUAACUUUUUUUCUUGUGAAAUACAUAGAAAUAUAAAUAUAACAGUUUUUUAAAACUAUUAUCUUUUUUUGUAUCUCAUUAUUUGCAUUCAAUAACAUACAUUAGUAAAACAUUUUUUUUUUAUUUAUACACUAAUAAAUAGCUGCAAAACUGGUUAAUUGCUGUACAGUUUAUUUAUUUUUUUUAAUAUAAUACAUGCAAUUGUACAGUUGCAGUUUAUUAAUGCAAAACAAUAAAUAAUAAAAAAUAAUAAAAAAAGAAGAGUUUAUAAUAUAUUUUGCCAAUUUUUUUAUUAUCAAGUAUGAAUAAUGACAUAAAAAAAUAAAACAUAUUUUGCAAAAAUAAAAAUUUAAAAGAUUUAUUGCUUUUGGCAUCAUAAUUUAAUAUGACUGCAAUAAGGAAACAGAAAUAUUAAGGGUCAGUUAUAAUACAAAAAGAGUUUUGCAAUGUCAACAUCACUUUAUUUUGAUAGAUAUAUACAUAGUGAUUUCGAUAUACAGUUAUAUAUACAUUGGAUAUUUCUGGAAGACACAAUGCAAAGAAAUAAAAGCAAAUCCAUUAAUAUCUUUUACACAAACGUAAAUAUUAUUUGGUAUUAAAUCGAUCAAAGACAAACAUGUAAAAUUUUCUAUUUUAAUAUUUAUUUAUAUAUUUAGUUGUGCUCAGCACUGUCAUAUAUAAUACAGUGGAGUACAAUUUUUAUUUUAAAAAGGGCUAUAUUUCGUCGACUUAAUAUAAUGAAACAAAAUAUUCUGGAAUUUCCAUGUGCAGUAACAUUUAUGCAAAGCACUUGUAAAUAUGUACGCUUUACCUAAAAUAAAUCUAUAUAGUCUUUAUAAGUGCAUGUGAUUGAAAUAUAGAUUUUUACAACUGUAUUGUAACAUUGAGAUUUGUAGCUUUACAUUAAGUAAUUGUUUCCAAUGUAUUUUGUAUCACAUAAAUCAUUAAUUUUUGUAAUGUAUUAAAUGCUGAAAAACACAAAAUAUCAGGAUACUUUUUAUUUAUAUAUUUUAUAUAUAGCUGUGAUAAGAAAAAGAAUAGUUUAUAGACAUUUGUCAAAAAGUUUAUCAACUUUUUCAUUAUUGUCCAAAGAAACAAGAUUAUAUUGGAAAAUAACAAGUGGCAAUAUUAUUAGAUCUGCUUCAAUUAUAUAAUGAUUUGUUAUGAAUAUAUACAAUGUAUAUUGUCUAGUUUCGGAAAAGGAAUAUCGCGAGCAUCAAAAAAAACUUGCUGGCAAUUAUUAUAUUUUAAUAUAUCGCAUAUAUAACAAAAAAUAAAAUAUGAAAUGCUGUAAUGCAGAAAUGUUUAGAAAAUGUGUUUAAAUAUUUUACUUUAGGAACAAUUUGCAAAGAAAUAUCUAUAUUUACUAAUGUAACAAGCGUUUGUACCAUUUCUAAUUAUUUAACAAUGUAUUUUUAUUUAAAUAAGUAAUUAUGUAACGAUUUAGAAAAUACAAUAUAAAAUUCGUCACGAAA
Molecule: messenger RNA, 3058 nt
Organism: Cataglyphis hispanica
Lineage: Eukaryota; Metazoa; Arthropoda; Insecta; Hymenoptera; Formicidae
Gene: Arp1
Product: actin-related protein 1
Exons: 7
Coding region: 159-1289 (376 amino acids)
Source: RefSeq, a predicted model, not a curated record